CAGCCCCUCAAGAUGAACUCGUCCUCGGAUGCAAAUCAUAGCAGCCAGCUGUUCUGUCUCCUGGGUGUCGGUUACUCGCAGACCCUGAAUAUUUGCGUCCUGGAAGUGGUCAUCAUCAUUUUCCUAACUGUCCUCAUCAUUUCGGGGAACCUGGUAGUGAUCUUCGUCUUCCACUGUGCCCCCCUGCUCAACCACCACACCACGAGCUACUUCAUCCAGACAAUGGCGUACGCCGACCUGUUUGUGGGGGUGAGCUGCCUUUUCCCCUCGCUGUCGCUGCUGCACUAUCCGACUGGCUUGGACGAGUCGGUGACUUGCAAGAUUUUCGGCUACAUCGUCUCCGUGCUGAAGAGCGUCUCCAUGGCCUCGCUGGCGUGCAUCAGCGUGGACAGGUACAUCGCGAUCACGAGACCCCUGUCGUACAACACGCUGGUCACCCCGUGCCGGCUGCGGGCGUGCAUCGCCCUGAUCUGGAUCUACUCCUGCGUGGUCUUCCUGCCUUCCUUUUUCGGAUGGGGCAAGCCCGGCUACCACGGCGACGUCUUCCGGUGGUGCGCCAAAUCCUGGAAUACAAACACCUACUUUACCUCUUUCAUCGUGGUCCUGCUGUACGCGCCGGCCGCCUUCACGGUGUGUUUUACCUACUUCAACAUCUUCCGCAUCUGUCAGCAGCACACCAAGGAGAUCAACGACCGCCGGGUGCGCUUCAGCUCCCAGGAGGGCGAGUCGGGCGACGGCCAGGGCUGUCCGGACAAACGCUAUGCCAUGGUCCUGUUUCGCAUCACCAGCGUGUUCUACAUUCUCUGGCUGCCCUACAUCAUCUACUUCCUCCUGGAGAGCUCCCACAUCUACGACAACCCCGUGGCCUCCUUCCUGACCACCUGGCUGGCCAUCAGCAACAGCUUCUGCAACUGCGUCAUCUACAGCCUCUCCAACAGCGUCUUCCGCAAGGGGCUGAAGAGGCUCUCGGGGGCCGUCUGCGCCUCCUGCGCCCGGCGCGUGGAGAGCAAGAAGCCGCCGGCCCCCACCAGCACGAGGUCCACCAACGUCUGCAACGUGUAGUGAAGGACCCAUGGGGAACCCCACUCCCCCCCCUCCGGGGAGAGUCGAGGGUUUCGUGUCUUGGCUUGAGAGCGCUGGCCGGGCCGCCGGAGGAAACCGGACCCUCAUUGUUGAGAAGCGGGAGUCGGGGAUGGGGGAGGGAAGGAAGGACAGGAGGUUGAACAAGCCCGUCUCGGUGACCUCGUUCGUAGACAGACACUCUCCUUUCUUUUUUUUAAAUUAAAUAACGUUGCUGCUUCGUGGUGACGGUGUGGCUCUCUCCCUCAGAAGCUGGGCUAGGCUCAUCACUGCCGGGCUUUUGUGCACAUUUGUAAGCAAAAUGCUGAGAUCGAGAGCACCCCAACCCGAGACGCGAGUGGGGUAGCCCAGCUUGCCGUGGGCCUUGGGGGGUGGGUGAUGGGGGGGGAGAGGCAGGAGGAGUGGGCGCCUGGGUUUUGAGCAAAAGGAGCACAUGCAAUCACGAAAAUCCCUACAUCUUUUGCCAAAAGAGCUUCUACUGCAAAAAAAAAAGAGGCAAAAAACAGAAGACGACAAUAUUGCCAAGCAUUAAGUGGAACCACUUCAGUUACAUGCUAGGCUUACAUGGAAUGCAAAAAAGAAAACAAAGAAACAAAAACAAACACAAAAAAAUCCAACUGAAUUUAUAAUAAAAAGAGAAUGCUGCUUUUCAUCCCAUGAUGAAAUGGAAGUGAGUUUAGUUCGAAUGUGACCAAUUGAUGUCUGUUUUUUUGUACGUAAAAUGUUGUCAGUUAACUUUUCCUUUUCUGUUUUUUUUUUUCCUUAAGUACAAGAAUUUAUGAAUUAAAAGGUGUACAUAUACUCAGCAUUUUCUCCUUGUGAAAACGUGAUUCUCUCUUUCAUUAGCAAUAUGGAGUCCUUUUUCAAAGUUGAGACGUUUCUCUGGGUUCUGUAUUUUUUAUUUGCAUAUUGACCCUGGAAUCUGUGAUUUGUCUGCUCACCUUUUGCGGUAGAAUCGUUGAGGACUGAAGUGCCGCGACUAUUUAGUCAAAUUUGUCUGGUAAAAACGGAAAAAAAAAUGCAUUGUCCAUUGAAAAGCAGGAGGAUAGGUAACCUUUAGAAUUUUUUUUAACAAACCUCAAUGUACAAUUUGUUUUGCGAGGCAUAACAGUUUAACUGCCUUAUAUCAUAGCAUUUUUAUUUGGCUGUGAUAAAAUGUAUCAAUAAUGAGAAACAGUCAUGUUUUGCUUGAACUUAUAAAUAUCUGUCAAGCCGGACAGAGCUUGGAUAUGUAUCAUACAGGGUCUGAAAUUCAGAAGGCUGGUUGUGCUUAUCAAAUGAAAAGGCUUUUGCAAAAGGAGUGAUACUUUGUUAUAUGCAUGUUUGCCACAGUAUUGCCUGCGGGGAAAAAUGUUAGCAUUUUUCCACAUUGAUUCCCCUGGCGAGAGCCUGUGCGAAGAAUAAUCUUCCGAUUUCUAGGUAAGAAAUGUUACCCUUCAAAUAAUACAAUUGAUUUUUUUCUAUUUCUUUCUCUCUGGGUCUUGUAGCAGUUUGGUAGAGAUCAAAGUGAACUAACAGUAGUUCACUAGGCUGGAUUUGCAGUUUGAAUUAUGAAUUUUAUGAUGCUAUAAGGUUGCUGCUCUAAGUUGGAGGUUUAUAGAUGCAUGACAAGCAUUUACCCAGUAUGGAGUUUAGAUGACGCCUGUGAAUUUCAUGCUUACCAGUUCUGGUUCAGGGUAGAAAUAAGCUGAAAAUCCUGUAAAGUCAGGAAAAUGUGGCAAUUGACAAUAGAUGGUAUUGUAGGAGAAAACAUUGGCAGUUAUUUUAGGGUAGUGGUGCAAAAUGAGACAGAGACUGAGCUGAAACUAUUUCCUGCCUGUUAAAAAUGGCUACUUUAGGUCUUGCAGUGAUCUUUGUGUUUAGCCACUAUAUCUGAAUACAGAGUUAAUAGGUCAUGAGCUAUCCUUAUUAUUCAGCAGACACAGAGAGUGAAUUUUUUGUGUAGUCUUUAUUUAAAAAAAAAAAGAAUUUCCAGUUGCAUUUAUAGUUAAUCUGUACAUUAUCUUGAGGUUGCAAAAUGUAUAAAAUGUCCUCCGUUCUCCAAAGACUCCGGCUAUGAAAUACAUUCAUUAUAAUUGCAUGAACACCCAAACAGUAUCAUUUGAACCAAAAUUUCCCUUUGCAUUUUUUAUAGUCUUAUUUUUAUAGCCAGAAACUACUGGUCAUGUUCGCUUACAAAUAGUUUCACUGAUAUGUUAAUCGCUGUGGGAAUGACAGAAGUGGACAGCAGACUACAGCUUUGGUUGCUUUACAGAAGUAUAAUGAGGCAAAGGCCCAACACGGUUAUCACAGAGAUAGAAACAGAGCUUGACUGCGUUAAGUAUCGAGAAACAGUCUGCUUUCAUGCAAUUUUUAAAAGCGUCUUCGAUAUUGUACCUAAGAAAAAGUUGCAAGGUUGGAGACCUGAAAAAAAGAAUGUACCUCUAGGAAUGUAGAUUUUCAAGAAUUUCUUUUCUGCUCGGGAAAGUGGAGGCAGAAGCUGUUGGUACACCCUCCGAAGAGAUGAAAACUAACUAUUUAGCUGACAAGGUGAUUAAAGGCAGGGUUAGCCACCAGCCUCCUUGCCAUAUAUAGAGAGAACAUCUGCUCCUGACAUUAUAAUAAACCCUUCGGUCAACCUGGCAAAUGAGAGAGAAAGAAAUAACCAGCUGUUAGGUCAGAGCUGUGGAAACGAAUUCACUGGCUGGAUUGUAAUUGAUGGCCAGGGGAAGAGGGGAUGUGUUCAGGUGUCAUCGUGGAGAUUGGCGUGUAAACGGAUUAAUGUCAACUGGCCUUUCAGUUCAAAUUGUUCUUGCUAGGUGUCGCCAAUUGUGUAAAGGCAGCAGGAGGCCUCUCACCUCAGAGGUCUCCAGGAAACAGCUGCUGACCUUUGGCCUGUACUGAGGCCGAUGUACUGUAAGUAGCAAAGGUGACAAGACUGGCACCUACAUCCUCCAUACCAGAGUCCAAAGUCUGCCUGGUUAGCCCAGCAAAAGCUCGGUGGGAAUGUCUAAAAAUUGAACUUAUAAGGGUGUUGCUUUUUUUUUUGUACUGAUGGGUUAUUCUGCCGAAGUGUCCGGUGAUUCUCCACGUCACUUUUGAACCUCAGAUUUACAUUCAUUCUUGUCACUAUUUCUGCGUUGCUCCUGGCAAGAGCAGAAGAAAGCGUUUUUUGUGAAGUAACAGGGUUACAACUGAACGUUCUUAGCCAAAGAGACUGAAGUGUUGUUUUGUACGUGCGCUGAGGUGUGCUCUUUAAACGUUUUUUAACCCUCAGUGCAUUUGACACAGGCAUUAUUCAGGUCUGCUGAGAAGUGAAAGGCAGUUUUCUAAUGAAACAUUGAUAAGAAGCUCCAGUUAAAAUGUGUGAAUUCUUUAUACGUAUGCAAAAAAUGAAUACAAACUUUCAUGUUUAAAUAACAUAUAAAUUAAGCAGUAUUGUUCUGUACUCCUUUUACUUUCCUAAGUAAAAUACAUGUAGUACGGUCUUCUUAAACACAGUUCCUUUGUUGAAAUCAGUUCCUUCAGUGGUACACCUGGAUCAUUUCUUCACAUUUGUGUAUGAAGUGUUUUAUCAAGGUGAAAAAGGACCCUCAAUGGCUAAUGUUCACUGUUGUUUUUGGAUGCUGAAAACCGUUGCAUUGUAGCUAUGACUUUCAUUUACAGGAGACCAAAUGCAAUAUUGUCGCUGAACACGUUUAGAUUUUCAGCAUUUGAUUAAGGUUUUUUAUUUUGGAUUUAUAUAAAGAGCAAAUGUACAGAAAUGUGAUGUCAAGCACCUUUGAAUGUGACAUACAGGUUAUGAUCAAAAGGUUGCUAAAUAUAUUCCUUUAAAUGCUAAUGAAUUGAUUAUUGGCUUUGUCUUAUUGUUUAACUGAUGAUUUGCUCAUCAUCUGUCCAGGGACUUGUUUGUUUUAAUUGGUUUAUUUUUGUAUUUAUCACAGAAACCUUUAGCAUGUGAUAAAUGAUAUAAGUAUCUAUAUAUAUAUAUUUGUAGUGGAACAAGAGAAAUAAUGAUGAAUUUUUAUUUAAAGUAAAUCUGUAAACUAAUCACAAAUGUAGGUUGAUGUUUAGAAUGUGCUUUCAGACAUUUUUUCCUAUUCCAAAAUAAUAGAGGGGACUGUGCAAUAUUCUAAUUUAAGGUGCAUCACACUUUAAAAUAUACAGUAUAAGUAGGCUGUAUGUUGUAUUCAAGACAAUUAAAAACAUAUCAGAUUUUAGGAAAAGGGCUGUUUGGAGUCGGGUGAUUUCUCUCUGCGCUGUAAUUCAGAAUUAUCAAGCUGUGUUCUGAAAAAUUUGUGUAGCAGUGUUGUCAUGCAGAGCUGUAAAUACUAUUUUUGCAACAGACAUUUUGAGUAGCACUCAAACCUCGGAGGCAUUUGGUGAGAAAGUAACAACCUGCAAGCAAGAUAAUACAAUCAUAAGGUCAUUCAUUAAGACUGCAAUAGCAGUCCUGUUUCUUUAACUUGGGUUUCUCUAAGUAAUGUUUGCAGAAACCAUUGUAUGUCAUGCUAAAUGUCCAGGCCGUUCUCAACCAGUAAAGCCUGGAUUAGCCAAGAAUAUGAAUACAUGUACUAAAUUGAGUUUUGUCCUUUUUAUUUGAGAGGCACUUCACAAAAUCAAUAAGAAGUUGCUCUGCUGAAUUUAUUAUGUACCUGAUACAUCAAGAACAAAACCAGUUUUUCAGGAAAAUGUUUUUUUUUGGAAAGCUGGCUUCUGCAAACUCAUUGAUAACGAUGUUUCAAAAUCCAUUUUCUAUACUGUGUAUUUUGUUCUUUGAAAUGGGAGAGAUGGACACCGUUUUGACUCCAAUUUAAAGAGUAGGUGAGUUAAACUUUGCUCCGGUCAUCAAAUAAGUAGGUUUAACAUAUGGUUUGAAACUUUAAAAAACGUAUGCCAAGGUAUCCAGUAAGAGAUGUACUGAUGUAUUUGCUGUGUGUGAAAAAUGUUGUGCCUUUUUUAGGCUAUUGUUUUGUAUGUAAUAGGAGUACUAUGAGGUACGAAACUGUUGAUGGUACAGCAUUUUCACUGAUGCAUGUUUUGGGACAUUUUUUUGCCAAAGACUGAGUGUUUUUUUUUCCUGUGGGAAAAUUGUGCUUUAAAAGGAAAUUGACUCAACUUAAGGGCUAGCCAUCUCAAGGGAUUUCCAUUUUUCAUAUUAAGCUGGACCAGAGUGCCAUAUUUGGAUUCUAAGUGAUACAUAGUCUUCUACAUUAAUCAAGACGCCGUAAAAAACCACUUGUUUUUACAGGAACAGCAUGCUCCCAAGACAUUUGGAAAGCUUUACCUAGCAUUGUUGACAGCACUUUUAAACAUCUGUGUUUAAAGCGCCAGAAAUCCGUAUCUUUCCAUGGGAUUUCCGACGACAUUGCAGUUAUUUGAACUGACGCUUCAUUAAAAUGAUUUGAUCGUGGUUUCGACAUUUCCGUUUAUUGUCCAGAUUUUGAAAACUUUUGCCUUGAAAUGUCCCAAAAUGCAAAGAAACCCUUUGAUGCAAAUAGUGGUGAAGGUCUUUUUUUGAAGGAAAGCUUUAUUCAUUGCAAAUGGUGGUUCAUGCUGUGUGGUGGAGCAAAUGUUAUUUCUGAAUUUAGAGAAAGCGCCAAUAUUUUGCAGAUUGUCUUAUAUACAACAGUUUGAUUGUGUCGUGCGUAAGCACCUUGUUUUUUGUAAUGUUGUAUUGUUUGUUUUAGAAUACAGAUGUCUGAUAUUUAUAUUGGGUUUUUUUCUGGUCAGUUAUGUCUGCACUGAGUCAAUAAAUGUCGUAUUUAAUUA
This is a messenger RNA of Lepisosteus oculatus (spotted gar), 6831 nucleotides long. RefSeq names its product probable G-protein coupled receptor 21. Gene Ontology annotation, molecular function: G protein-coupled photoreceptor activity. The record is from RefSeq and is a predicted model, not a curated record. Gene Ontology annotation, cellular component: plasma membrane. NCBI's taxonomy places the organism in Eukaryota, Metazoa, Chordata, Actinopteri, Semionotiformes, Lepisosteidae. Gene Ontology annotation, biological process: cellular response to light stimulus; G protein-coupled receptor signaling pathway; phototransduction.